Cercospora beticola is the source of this 1571-nucleotide messenger RNA. RefSeq lists its product as uncharacterized. The record is from RefSeq and is a predicted model, not a curated record. Lineage: Eukaryota; Fungi; Ascomycota; Dothideomycetes; Mycosphaerellales; Mycosphaerellaceae.
UCACCGCUGCCGUAUUUGCCAUGCCGCGAGAUCCAUCAACAAUAAUAACGCGGCCUCAGUAACAGCAGCGUCUCGAUCGGGUGUCGCGGAUGCUAAAUGCUUCACGACCUCAGCGGUGCCAAGAGUGCAGCAUUCGGCGACGCGUGGUAGCGAGUGAGGUCUUGCAACCCUCGCACGUUCCGGUCACUCAUCCACCCCAAUCCCUCGCACAUGGGCCAGCCUCAGCAUCAGGCGGACACCGCACAGGUGCCUGCCAUCCAGUAUGAGGAAGACACAAGCGAGUGGGAAUACGAGUAUGAUACCACCGAAACCGAGGAGCUAUAUUUCACCUUAGACUUGACCACACAUGUGCCCGAUGCUCUAGCGCGCAAGUACGACUCAGCUGCUCAGAAUCACGGGAUAUCCAAAUCUGGACAGAGCAAUGGAGACGCACAGAAUGAUAACGUCGAAGAAGGGGAUGGCAGCUCGAAGCAGCGUGCUGUGAACUCGAGACCACAAAGUAAACUCCAGAUUCUUGACCUGCAGACACGGAAUCCUCUUGUCAAGUUUGACGAUGGAGUCUACAGUUGCUACUGGAGCACCGACCUGGGAACGCAGUUUCACAUCGCUCAAGCGGGCGCGACAACACAACCACGUCGCGCGGGCACCGUUCUGGAUGUGAUUGGACUGUCACAAACCAGGCUCAUUGGCAAACCUGUCACACUGACACAAAAAAACUUCAACGCGAAUGGCAGGGCACAGAGCACUGUGCCCGAGAGUGAUGCAGCCGAUGCGCAAAGCAACGAUGGCGAUGGUCAGCAAGAAGAUGCACCGGUGCCAUUAUCGAACGAUCCUUCGCAGCCCUUGGUUAUCCCACGAGAGCUUUGCAAGAAUGCUACAGCCGAAGCUCAAGCAUCAUUCCUUGAGCGCCUAUCUCAAAUCAAGCUGAAGCGAGGAGAAACCGAUCGAGUGCCAAUGUACAGCAUCCGAAUCCAUCCUGAUCCGAAGAACAAGGAUGAACUUAGGAAACGUGCUUUCGACGAAGAAGCCGCUCGGAAGAAAGACGAGGAAGAUGCCACUGCAGAACGUCCUCGCAAACGGAGGAAGCGAUUGACAGCCGCAGAGCGAGGUAUUGUCCCGGAUCCCGCGCACCUGGCAGCUGGCAGACAAAGCAGAGAGCAGAUUGGCGCUCGUGUCGGAUUCGGGGGCUCAGCUCCGGGCUCGCUGGCAACGACAAGGAGUCGUCGGAAAACCAAAGAGCCUUCCACAAAAGAGACUUCACUUGGAGCGGAUGAGGAAACUAUCAUGGAUGACGAUGCAGAGGGAGCGGGCGCAGCACAGACAGUGGAGGAGUCCAAUCCCGAUGCUCAGACGGAAGAAAAUCCGAGCUGAAAAAAUCACGACAUUGAUUCUAACGAAGAUGCAAGGAAUGACAUAUCUUGCAAGAACAUGGCUGCAGGAACACUGCAUACACCAGGUCUACGUCCAUGUGGACGUCAAGAAUUCUUGGACAACGACUGGAGCUGUACAAGCAACACCCCUGUGUGGGCAGUCCGUCCCAGACCGCUGGGGCCUCCUUCUGCCUACUAUGA